AUGGUCAAGCCUCCAUACGAGCUUCACAGCAAACCAGCACGUGCAGCCACCCUACUGGAGUUCCUUUCGUGCAACUUCAUGCCGCUCCUCAUCACCGUUCUCCUCUACGCUUUUGGUCUUCCCGGAGCGGUCCUGGAGCAACUUCGUCACCCGAAUCCGCUCAACCUCAUCAAUCCAUUCCGUUGGAAAACGCUUAUCUUCAACCACGGGUUUGGCAAGGUGCUGGCCGGCUCCGACCAAGCAUGGGCGCCAUUUAAGAAGCCGUUGCUGUGCACCGCCUAUGGGAAAGUUUUGGAGAUUGGCGCGGGCGCAGGACACAGUGUCGUCCACUACGAUGCGGACAAGAUCGAUAGACUGUUUUGUUUGGAACCGUACGAGCCACUGCGUGUGCAGCUGACGCAGAAGCUGGCGAAACACGGGCUGGCGGCGAAAAGCACCGUCAUCCCAGCAACAUUGGAUCAGCGUUCAGCCAUUCUGCAAGCAGGCAUCGAACCGAACUCGCUCGACACUAUCGUGCUGUUCCAGGUACUUUGCUCGAUUCCGAACCCGAAAGAUCAUCUCGAGUUCCUGCAGCAACUGCUGAAGCCUGGUGGUCAAAUCCUGUUGUUCGAACACGUCGGCAGCAAGCACCGCCUGGCUAGGACGAUUCAGAACAUCUGGACGCCCGUGUGGAGAUUCAACUUUGGCGGCUGCGAGAUGAACCGCGAUUCCGGUGACUGGUUGAAGGCUGUGGGAGGUUGGAAGGUAGUCGACCUGAAACGACCAGUUCAAGAGACCAGUGCCGACUUGAUCCCUCAUGACAUCGGUCGUCUGGUCAAGGCUUGA
Mycosarcoma maydis (corn smut) is the source of this 825-nucleotide messenger RNA. RefSeq lists its product as uncharacterized. Bases 1 to 825 code for a protein of 274 amino acids. The record is from RefSeq and is a predicted model, not a curated record. The transcript has a single exon. NCBI's taxonomy places the organism in Eukaryota, Fungi, Basidiomycota, Ustilaginomycetes, Ustilaginales.